UGACUGGGGAAAGAUGGCGUGAGCCAGGGCCCCGGGGAGGCAGCACCCUCACUCUGUCCCUGCUCCCUCCGGCAGGCAGCGCCAUGAGCGACGUGAUGGAGAAGACCCUUUCGGCGCUGCCGAGUCUCCUCUCCCUCGAGCCCGGCGCCAAACUUGCCGCCGCCUCCAGGCUCGGAGCUUUGAUCAGAGGAAUCACUGAGCUGGCGUCGAAGCAGGAUGAGGAAAAAUUAAUAAAGAAGGAACUAGCUGCAUUAAAAGAACAGGUUUCUGCUCCUAGCAUAUCACUGAAGCAGAUGCGAGAAUGUCUGGUGCGACUAAUCUACUGUGAAAUGCUGGGGUAUGAGGCCUCCUUUGGAUACAUUCACGCCAUCAAACUAGCUCAGCAGGGCAGUCUAAUGGAAAAAAGAGUUGGUUACUUGGCCGUGUCUCUCUUUCUAAAUGAAAGCCAUCAACUGCUGCUUCUGCUGGUGAACACUGUAUUAAAGGAUCUGCAGAGCACUAACCUACUCGAGGUGUGCAUGGCUCUGACCGUUGCGAGCCAGCUAUUCCCACCAGAAAUGAUCCCUGCAGUUCUUCCUCUGGUUGAAGAGAAGCUUCAGCAUUCUAAGGAAAUAAUAAGACGGAAGGCAGUGCUUGCCCUGCACAAAUUUUAUCUUAUUGCUCCAAACCAAGUUCAGCAUAUUCAUGACAGAUUUAGGAAAGCUCUAUGUGACAGGGACCCUGGAGUCAUGGCUGCCUCCCUUCACAUCUACCUACUGCUGAUCAAGGAAAAUCCGGAUGGCUAUAAAGAUUUAACUGGGAGCUUUGUAACAAUUCUCAAGCAAGUAGUUGGAGGAAAACUUGCAGUGGAUUUCAACUAUCAUAGUGUACCAGCACCUUGGCUCCAGAUUCAGCUGCUGAGAAUUUUGAGAUUACUGGGAAAGGAUGAUCCUGUAACAAGUGAACAAAUGUACGAUGUUCUGGACGAGUCUUUGCGAAGAGCUGAAAUCAACCACAAUAUCACUUAUGCAAUUUUGUUUGAGUGUAUUCAAACAGUAUAUACUGUACAUCCAAAGGCAGAUCUAAUGGAGAAGGCAGCCACGUGUAAUGGAAAAUUUAUCUUAUCACCUAAAAACAACUUGAAGUAUCUGGGGUUAAAAGCCCUCACAUACGUAAUUCAGCAAGAUUUGAAUCUUGUUCUUCAGCACCAAAUGACAAUAAUUGAGUGCCUGGAUCAUUCUGACCCAAUUAUAAAGCGAGUGACUCUAGAAUUGCUCUACCGAAUCACAAAUGCACAGAAUGUAACUGUUAUCGUCCAAAAACUGCUGGAGUACUUAAGAGAAAGCAAAGAUGAAUAUGUCACCAUCAGCUUAGUUGGCAAAGUAGCUGAACUUGCUGAAAAAUAUGCUCCCAACAAUGAGUGGUUUGUACAAACCAUGAAUGCAGUGUUCGCAGUUGGCGGAGAUAUGAUACCGUCAGAUAUCCCAAGCAACUUCCUGAGGCUGCUGGCUGAGGGAUUUGAUGAUGAAGUGGAAGACAAGCAGCUGAGGCUUUAUGCAGUGAAUUCAUAUCUUGCACUUUUGGAAAAAGAUCAAGUUCAAUAUCCUCAGAGAUUCCUACAGGUUAUGAGCUGGGUGCUGGGAGAGUAUUCCUACCUCAAAACAGAAACCAAAUCAGAAGAUAUCAUUGAAAAACUGCAUUGUUUACUCGGGAAAUGUUCUGUGAGCUCAGAGACAAAAGCCUGGAUCUUGAGUGCAAUUACCAAACUCUGUCGUCUAACACUGAAUGUCAAAGUACUACCUGAAGUCCUGCAAAGCUAUGGCAAUUCAAUGGAUUCUUGUUUAAGACAAUGCUCUUUUGAGUUGAAGCAGCUUGUUGAGAACAGAGAAAUAAUGAACACUGUUUUACCUCUGGAUGCAAGUUGCGAUGAUAUUGUGGUCGAUGCUUCAUUAUCUUUUCUUGAUGGUUUUGUUGCUGAAGCUUUGGGUCAUGGUGCUGCACCUUAUAAGCCACACCAUCAAAGACAGGAAGAGAAGUUGUUGCAAGAGAAAGUGUUGAACUUUGAGCCAUAUGGACUAGCUUUUGUUACAAGCCCACAAGCCUCCAGUGUUACUGGAAGGCAGUCACCAGCAGGAUUAUCCAUCGGUUCUGAGAUUUCUUGUAACAGCACAGAAGCUGGAAUAAAAGAUUCAAAUAGUCUUAAGCUCAAUGGAGUGAAGAAAGUGUGGGGCAAGGAGGGUUACCUUCGGAAGAAGGAGUCCAAAGUAGAAGCUUUAGCAAGUCUCGGUUCUGAAAGUGAAACAACUACAGACACCUCCUCCAAAACUGAAAGAACUGCAACUGUUUCUGCAGAAGAACAGGAAAAGCAGCAGUUGGCAUCCUCACUGUUUGUUGGGUUGGGAUCCAACAAUUUAGUCAGUCUGAUGGGAAAACCUCAGAGCAGUACCCAGAAAGUUUGGAGAAAAUCAAAGAUUGUUGAGGGACAAAAUGGUCAUGAGAAAGCUAUGAAUGCACAGAAGACAAUUGUUCCACAUCCCCCUCAAAUUCCAAACCUCAUGGAUAAUGUCGUAGAAAGAUGUAGUCCCUUCCAAGAAAGUAAAGCAAUGCCGUCAAGGGAAACAUCAUCUGACUCUGCAGAGGUCCUUACAGAGCAGCCUGCCCAAGGAUAUGACAGAUCAUGGACUUCAAGUAACAACUUGAAGACAAUCAAAGCCAUGCCUUCAGCAUCAAAGGAACCCUUUUCAGGUCUAUUUGCAGAUGGAAAUUUUGACAUCAUACAGCCUGCAAAUUGCUGCUCUGCCUUUGAGGCUCAUGACCAAAUCUCCGGUCUAACUCCAAGUUUGCCAGAAGAGUUUGCUGAGCAUGCUCAUUCAAAGCUUGAGCUUCUUUGUGCCAAUGAAAAUAUAGCUUUGUUUUCCUGUAAAAUUUGGAAAGAGGACUGUCUGCUAAUCCCUUUGUUUAUUACUAACCGCAGCAGUGUGGAAGUUCAUAAUGCAACAGUCAACUUUGCAUUAACUGACGAAUUGGAGACUUCUGAGAGCACGGACUUCCCUUUUCCAGUGGUGCAAUCCCAAACCACAGUCAAAUGUCACCUCUGUCUACAGAUGGUGAAGCCAUGUACCCAGGCGCUACUCACAGGACACCUUACUUAUCAGCUAGAGUCCAGUCAUUGUACCCAGGAGGAAUUUGCACUCACUCUAUUUUUAAUUGAUUUCAUCAGGCCAUUAAAACUGACCACUGAAGAAUUUGGGCAUCUCUGGCUUUCACUUUCCAACGACGUGAAACAAAAUCUCAGCUUUGCAUCAAAUUCACCUGAAGCUCUGAGUUUAGCACUUCAUACACUGCAGAAAGAACUGAAGCUACAUAUUGUGGAUAUUAUAGGAACAGAAGGGAUUAUAGCAUGCCAACUGCUUCCAUCAACGCCCUGUUUAUUUCACUGUCGAUUUCAUGGUGGGAUUUUAUCAGUGUGGCUGCGAUCACCUUGCAGUGUCCUUCCAGACUGUAUGUUAUAUGAAUGCCAAAAGGUGAUGCAAAAUGUUCAACUUUAGCAAAACCUCAAGCCAAAACUAAAGUGGACUAGCUUAUCUAAGCUUCAUUGUGGUUUGCAGAGGUUGUUGAGUAGAUUGGACUCAAGAUGACUGAAGUGUUUGGUGCAAGAUGUUUUGUUAAUGAUCAGUGAGGAUUGGUUGUUCAAGAACAAUGACACAACACAAAAAUGGUUUACCGUGGUCAGUAAUGUUUAAUUGCAGAAUAAGAGAGUUUUGCAAUAAUUAAAACAACCCGAUACAGCAGCUACUUGACUGAUUUUUGUAGUGUCUGCGAUAAAUUUGUCUUCCUGGUGGUUUCUUUGAGAGAUGCUCAAAUAUUUCACUUUGAUAUCAUUUCCAAAGUGUUUUUUUUAGAAUGGAAGUUCCAGUUAAGACCUUGGCAAUUGCCAAGAUGUAGCAAUGAAAUUCCGAGUGUGUGCUAGUGGGAACUAGAAGAAAUUAGAUAAAACAUAUUUGAAAUUUUGGAGAUGUUGGGAUUAAUGAAAUAAAUGCACAGUUUCCUAGAUUUUUAAAUGCCAAUAGCCUUUGGAUGCUGUAAUAUAUUUACAGUUUACAGGUGGGCUUAAAAGUUCUCAUUUUUACAAUUUCACCAAAGUGCACGCCAAUUUAUUCUGCCUGUGGUACAACUUGAAGUAAGUUAUGUAUUGGUAAUCUAUUCAAAUACCUGAAGUAUUUUGUACAUAUUUUUGUCUUUUUCUAAGCACUGAAAUGAUCAAAUCUGUAUUCUUUAUGUUAAGCAUUAAUAUUGAAUCUUGUUUGCUGUAGUUAGAACUGAAACACAGGAGCAGUGAAGCAAUGUCCUGUACUAAGCAGCAAUUUACUGCUCAAGUGUUUAAGUUCUAACACUCAAAUUCAUUACAAGAGCUCUACUGGUUUGUUGCACUAUAAUUAAGUGAGUUUGCUUCUUAUUUUUUGCACUGUGGACAAGAUAAAAGUAAAAAUCAGGGAAGACUUUUCAUGGUAAAACAGGUCAACCCUGGAUGUAAUUUAAUAGUGUUUAUUGAAGACUAACCCAAAGCCUUAUGUUUGUAUAAUAAUCCAAGCUGGUUUGUACCUAUGGUACAAUGUCCCUAUUUAAUAAUGGAUAUGUAUAUCAUAUAUAUAAAAAUCAUAUUGUGCGUGAUUUAUUAUGAUUUUCUUAAGCACCUGUAGUUUAAUAAAUAUACCAUGCUUAAAAAAAAGUCUUUCAUCCAUAUUCUGACUUCUAUCCUGUUUCUCAGUACACAGCUGCUUCCCAUAUCAUCUUCCUAUGAAUCGUACUUCACAACCUGGAGUUCCGUGAGUUCAGACUCAUCACCGGCACUGACCAGUCAGAAUUGAUGGUACUGCGCCACUGUGAUGUAGUCUGGUUUCUUUGUAGAUACUUAAUUCAGCGUGAAAUAUUUACUAAUUCUUUUACCAUUCUCUUUUCAAAGACAAAAUGCAUAUGAACUAUAUAUAUUUCUUUAGAAAA
Hemiscyllium ocellatum (epaulette shark) is the source of this 4980-nucleotide messenger RNA. RefSeq names its product adaptor related protein complex 4 subunit epsilon 1 (gene ap4e1). The transcript has 21 exons. Lineage: Eukaryota; Metazoa; Chordata; Chondrichthyes; Orectolobiformes; Hemiscylliidae. The record is from RefSeq and is a predicted model, not a curated record. Gene Ontology annotation, molecular function: cargo adaptor activity. Gene Ontology annotation, cellular component: membrane coat; AP-4 adaptor complex. Bases 84 to 3527 code for a protein of 1147 amino acids. Gene Ontology annotation, biological process: intracellular protein transport; receptor-mediated endocytosis.